AUGACCAUUGCUGUGGAGUUUAUGGUGCCUCUUCUGAGCUUCGGAGUCCACAGGUAUUGCCGUUUCGCAGCCUUUGCACUUGCGAGUGCCCUGAUGAUGAUCAUCGCGCUGACAGGCAACUUCGGUUUCUUUAAUUUCCUCACGGCGGUGCUCGCCGUGGCAUUUCUAGGUGAUGAUGUCUUGUUGUGGACAUCCUCUUGGUCUUCGAAAGGCAUUGCCUUCUUGAACCAGACAUUCGUCUUCAACGCCACCAAUGACACGAAUGUUUCGUCAGGCAAUGUGUCUGCUCUACCCAUGCCAGGCAAUGAGUCUGCUCUGCCAUUGCCAGGCAACGUGUCUGCCGUACCCUUGCCAGGUCUGCUGCCGGUGAUGAGUGUGACGGAUAGCACAGCUGCGCGACAGCUCAUUCAAAAAUAUGUGCAAACUCAACAACCACUGGGAGACCUGGUCUUUGAAAUUGUGGUGGUAGUGUUCCUCUCGCUGCUGCUCCUGUGCUAUGCGGCAGAGACCACCAUGCUUUUGAUGGAAGGCUUCAGCAAGGGCGAGUCCAGUCAGGUGGCGAUCCCUUGGAGGCCAUGGAUGAGGACCAUGGGUUUCUGUCAAAGUUAUGGCCUCUUUGGAUCGGUUGAGCAGGUGCGAAGGGAGUUGGUCAUCCUAGAGCUACGACAGGGUCAAUGGAGGGAGUUGCAAUGGAGGUACAAGCCAGGAGACGUGACCCUGCCGCUGAGCUGUUGCAGCUUCCACAUGCCACGCCUAGACUGGCUAUUGUGGCUGGCGGCCAUUCGCAUCGGCUGCGAGGAGUCGCUGGAACUGCAACGGGAGCUGCAGCUGCGGCCGAUGGCGGCGGCACCGGAUUGGUUGGUCAUCUUUCUCGAGAGACUGAUGGAAGAGCGUGAUCCUUCGCUGUUGGCAUUGCUCAAUGAGCAGGAACCUAGCCCUCCAGAAGCUGUCAAGGUGGAGCUUCACCACUACGAGUUGGUGGGCUCAUGCUGCUGUCGAAAGGAGUCCGACGAGGGACAACUCUCGGUGACCUGGCGCCGGCGGAAACUCUUCGAUGUCACCGCAUAG
Messenger RNA from Cladocopium goreaui, 1068 nucleotides. The record is from the annotation of a GenBank genome assembly. Lineage: Eukaryota; Dinophyceae; Suessiales; Symbiodiniaceae.